Aureobasidium uvarum is the source of this 1272-nucleotide messenger RNA. Lineage: Eukaryota; Fungi; Ascomycota; Dothideomycetes; Dothideales; Saccotheciaceae. The record is from the annotation of a GenBank genome assembly.
AUGUCCAUGUCAUCGAACAGCCAAAAGAAAACAAAAGCAGGCGGUCAACAUGUUGAAGACGGCGACAUGGACGAUCCGGCGACACAACUGCAUCAAAACUUACAAGAUGCAGUGAGUGAUGCUCUUGCCAUGCGUCGACCAGUCCUUCACCACCUCAGUGCCGACACAGCAUGGCUACUCAUGAUUCCUCGUCCAGUCGCCGCAACCAAACGUGGAGGUCGAGUCUACUUCAACAUUCUCAUUGACCCCUGGCUCUCCGGAACACAAACUGACUAUACGAGUUGGUUGAGUAAGCAGUGGCAUGCCGAGGCCCCUCGAGUGCCUAGUAUCGCAGCGGUAGAAGACCUCAUCCGUGAGACUGAGAGCCUGGCUAGUGGACUACGUCUCGGAAAAGGCAGAAAGAGCAAUGCACAAGAUUCCGAGGACCACGACGAGGUUGAGACUUUUAUAGAUGCUGUUGCCAUCAGUCAUCAGUUCACCGAUCACUGUCACGAACAGACGAUGCGAAAUGUGCAUCCAGACGUACCCGUCUUCGCAACGGAGGUAAGUGGCUCGGGUUAUCAAGUACGAAGGCUCACGCUCAUGGAUGUANNACAGAAAGCAAUCCCACUGAUCGAGUCUUGGAAGCACUUCCGUAUUGUUCAGACGAUACCGCACUUCUCUCAGGACCCCGACUGGCGUGCAACAUCCGUUACCCCUCUGCCAGAGUGGCUUGGUAUCUCACGCCUCGUAAGCAGCAGUGACAUGCUGUACUUUCACUCGGCACUCAUGAUCACCUUCAACAACCAACAGAGUGGGCAUGCUUCGAGACGAAGCAGCUCGCAUCAAUACACGGAGCCAGAAGAGGAGGAUGAAACGGCAGAAGCAGUGGUUUACACACCUCAUGGGAUACACAGUGAUAGCGAGAGUCUUGAUCUGGUGACCAAGGCCGAUCCGCCCAUAAAGACAUUGGCUUUCCUGCAUGGCCUCGAAGAUAUCACGCUCGGAGCAGCACAACAGCUCAACUUGGGAGCACAUAAUGGACUCAAAGCACAGCGGAAACUCAAGGCCAGCUAUUGGAUUGCCACUCACGACGAGGACAAGAAGGGCACAGGCAUCGUGGGGUGGCUGCUCAAAAGACGAAAAAUCAGCGUCAAAGAUGCUGUAGAGGCCGAGAGGAAACGUAGGAAGAGCUCUUCAAGCGAAGAUGCGGCUAGCGACGAGGUGAUUGGAUCGUUCGAGGGAGUCAACUGGGCAGAGGUUGGAAACGGCGAGAGUCUUGUACUACAGUGA